AUGUCAGUGCCUGGGUACGGCAAAGCUCAUCUCUCGGGAAGCUCAGAGUCGGAGGGUUAUGAGAAGCUCGAAAAUCUACGGAGACGUAUCGACAUCCUUUUCGCUCAGUCAACUCCUCUCUACAAUGCUUUUGUUCGAUGCACCAGCCACCCAGCUUUCCAUGAGAUGGAAUAUGGUUAUACAGAUGAUACCAUCCCGCCGAUUACUUUCGCGAGUCAUGAGGAGGCAAUGGCCUGCGCAAUGUACGCGCUAGCUCAGGUCUACUGUGACUGGCAACCACUUCAAUUUUCACUCGACGCAGCGAGUGGACCAGUCACUUCGAAGUUGAAUGGAUGGGCCAAGACGAUUCUGGGAAUUGCAAAGGGAUGUGAUCCACCGCGGUACCUAUACGAGGAGACGUAUAAUAUGAACAUGUGCUGGAUUGUCGGGUUAUUGUGCCUGCGCUGGCCCAACCCUGAUAUUUUAACCUACCUCGCGCAGACCGUCCUACCAGAUCUGAAAUCAACCACUCCCGCACUAGAAGACACUGCUGGAGCUUUGCUGCUGUUUGACAUGGUCAUAGAAAUGCUAUGUUCCGAGAAUGCGCGAGGCCGCAAGGUCUUCGCCGUACAUGUUGUCCACGAGGAUUCAUCCGAUGUGAAUGCAUUUCUCUUGGUAAAUCGCUCAUUGCAUUUUUCCAUCCAUGGAUACACUGAUGAUGGAAGCUUUUUCUGCGAUUAUAUUCCUGCUUUGCGUUGA
Molecule: messenger RNA, 738 nt
Organism: Penicillium diatomitis
Lineage: Eukaryota; Fungi; Ascomycota; Eurotiomycetes; Eurotiales; Aspergillaceae
Exons: 1
Coding region: 1-738 (245 amino acids)
Source: RefSeq, a predicted model, not a curated record